This is a messenger RNA of Musa acuminata AAA Group (dessert banana), 1399 nucleotides long. RefSeq names its product GDSL esterase/lipase At2g42990-like. The transcript has 3 exons. NCBI's taxonomy places the organism in Eukaryota, Viridiplantae, Streptophyta, Magnoliopsida, Zingiberales, Musaceae. Gene Ontology annotation, molecular function: hydrolase activity, acting on ester bonds. The record is from RefSeq and is a predicted model, not a curated record. The coding region runs from base 103 to 1155 and encodes 350 amino acids.
GCUGUAAUGUAACAAAACACUGUCUCUGAGAGACCUCCACUUAUAUUAAGUAUCAGAGCUUCCACGUUCCCCCAACAGCUAAGCUGAGUGCACCCGACGGCGAUGGCGUUCGUCCUCCACGAACGCCUCCUUCUCUUCCUCGUACUCUUCCCUUCCCUCGCCGCUCCUUCUCGCGUUCCAGCAGUGAUCGUCUUCGGCGACUCGACCGUCGACGCCGGCAACAACAACUUCAUCCCCACCAUCGCCAGGGCCAACUUCCCGCCCUACGGCCGGGACUUCCCCGGCGGCCGCGCCACCGGUCGCUUCUGCAACGGCCGUCUCGCCACCGACUUCAUCUCAGAGGCUCUCGGCCUACCGUCGAUCGUGCCGGCCUAUCUCGACCCGGCCUACGGUAUCAGGGACUUCGCCACUGGCGUGUGCUUUGCGUCGGCGGCCACGGGGCUCGACGCCGCCACCUCCGACGUGCUCUCUGUCAUCCCCCUACGGCAAGAGAUGGAGUUCUUCAAGGAGUACCAGCAGAAACUGGAAGCGUAUGUGGGGAAGACGACGGCCAAUUACAUCAUUAACGAGGCCGUGUACAUCGUCAGCAUCGGCACCAACGACUUCAUCGAGAACUACUACUCGGGGGUGACGGAGCGGAGCGAGCAAUUCACGGUGGAAGAGUACGAGGACUUCCUCAUCCGCCACGCCGCCGACUUCCUCACGGAGCUCCACCGCCUGGGGGCUCGCAAGGUGUCCUUCACCGGUCUCACCCCCUUCGGGUGCUUGCCGUCGGAAAGGACCUCCAACCUCAUGAACCCGGGCGAGUGCAUGGAGGAGUACAACACGGUGGCCAGGGACUUCAACGCUAAGCUGCAGGCACUCACAACGAGGCUGUGCGCGGCGUUGCCGGGGCUGAAGCUGAGACUUGCUCCUUUCUAUGAUCUGUUGCUCCACGUCGUGCAGAACCCGUCCUCAUACGGAUUCGAGGUUGCGAGCAGAGGAUGCUGCGGCACGGGGAAGAUAGAGGCCAGCUAUCUCUGCAACCAAUGGAACCCCUUCACCUGCGAAGACGCAGACAAGUACGCCUUCUGGGAUUCCAUCCAUCCCUCCGAGAGAUUGAACCGUCUGUGCGCCAACCAGACGCUGAGGACAAGCCUGGCUGAGUUCGUGUGAGCUCCUGCCUUCUUAUGCACCGUUCGUCAUUACCAUACUGGCACAGACAUGAUAGAGACAUCCAACCAUCGUCAAUGUGUACUUCAGUGACUGAUCGUGAAUUCUUUGAGAAGCCUACAAUAAUUAGUUCAUGGAAAAUGUAAUUUCUUCUACUGUUUCCUCAUCAAAUAACUGUACUCUGCAGCCUGGGCUGUCUUAUAUGGUUACUACUAAAUGCUUGAUCAAGCAGACGACUCUUCACCAA